Messenger RNA from Penicillium daleae, 1893 nucleotides. RefSeq lists its product as uncharacterized. The transcript has a single exon. The record is from RefSeq and is a predicted model, not a curated record. Bases 1 to 1893 code for a protein of 630 amino acids. NCBI's taxonomy places the organism in Eukaryota, Fungi, Ascomycota, Eurotiomycetes, Eurotiales, Aspergillaceae.
AUGGCACAAGGUAUGGACCCCGUUUCUGCACUUCAUACGCUCUUGAAGAAGACGGUACUGACGGGGGGAACUCUUUCAUCGAUAGCCGCCGAGACUUCCAUCAUCCGGGUCGCAGGCGCUGGCUUUCGACUGUCAUUACUCCUCAACGCUGCCGCAUGUCAACUUGCACAGUCCAGGAUAGAGAUCCACAGUAUCGCAAAGGGCAUCUCUCUCUUUGCCUUGACCCUGAAGCAUCUUGGACAGGCCCUCGAGAGGACCGAACUGGGGCGAACCACCGAGGCCAGCGAGAAAGCAUGGGAAAUUGCCAGCCAGGGACAGAUGGUCUUUGUCGAAAUCGAGCACAUGCUGGACAAACUGCAAGGCACGGAUGCCCAUGAGGACUUGAACAGGAUCCCGGUGCAGGAAAGACUCAAGUGGUGCUUCAGGAAACAGCAUGUCACGUACCUCUUGGCGCAACUGGAAUCUCUCAAGUUGAGCCUGAUUGUGAUGACGCGAAUCCUGCAACUGGGAGAGCUGCUCAAGCCAGGGAAAGAAAGCGCCAGCUCAACAACCCCGGGGCUUAUGGCAGAAGAUAUCAUUGCCCAAGAAAAGGCCGAAACUCAGAACAUGAUCAUCGUCAGAUAUUGGUCUUUGAAACGUCUGGAUCGUCUAUGGGAUCUCGUGGCGCAAGAAGCCGUGGAUGCUGCAAAUGACCCAACGAACCAGAAGAUCAUCUCCAAUCAUUCCUCGAACACGGCCUCGGCGAUGAGACCAUUGCUCACAGCAGCCAAAGGCUCGGAUCUCUCGAAACUUCCGCUAGUGACCUUCGGAGACAGCGACCUCGGUUUGGCAAAUCUGGAGCGAUCACCAAAGGACAUGGUUCAUCUCUCAGAGGGUGCUAUGAAUCGCUUACUGCUGGUUUGGGUGCCAGCACUGGAUUCUUCGCUGCUGUCGACUGUUAGAAAACCAUCACCAGAUACCGCGAAACCCAGUCAGCCGCGCGCAUAUGUUUCGUCUGGUAGUGAAGACGAGAAUUCGGACGAUCUUGACUGGGAUGGCCACAGCUCUCACGGUUAUUAUCUAGAAGGCACGACGGACGACUGGCGCAAGCCUCAUUCACAAGAGGCCCGAAAACACGCAGCCGAGCUACGCCAGCGAUAUUCCGGCUACCAGGCACAUCUUGAAAGCGAUCCCGAGGCCGAUGAAUCUCAUCAACGUCGACGAGCCCGUUCCAAGAAUCCGCAAAUAACCGAUUCCAGUGACGAAUGCGAGCAACGAGCUACGUCUCGCCAACCACCCAAGAAGGUAACUAUCAACGACAAUCGCAGUUCUUCGUCCAGAUAUCCACCAAGUCCAGUUUCAGACCGAGGACCACCAACCUAUCCUACCGGCAUCUUCCAGCCUCCGCCGCCGCCAACUCAAUCUAUCCCUCGCUCGCAAGGACCUCCACAGAGCAAGCCCGUGCCAAUCCAUAUUCCAGGGCCUCCUCAACAGCCCUAUCGAUACCACCCAGCGCAAGACUUUACCAACAGUGCGCCGCGGUCUAUUCCAAACAGUCAGCCCAAUAUACCCGCAGGCUCAAUGCCCAUCCCAUCACCACGAGCCACGCCACCAGGACAAUUCGAUGCACCCUGGUCUCGACAGCAGAACUACAAUAACAGCAACCUCCUGCAACCCCGACGCCAUCCCUCAGCGUACCCGCUUUCUUCUUCAUCGCCCGAGUCCAGCUUCAGCCUCCGGCCCUCGCCGCCUCGCUCCGCGCAACGGUCUCCGACCCGUUCGCACCGUCGAUCCUCACGUGAAGAAGCUAAGGAACGACACAAAGCUUUGACACGCAGUGCCACACGCGGAUUGGCGGGAAUCGGGGCAAUUGCAGGGUUCAUGGAUGCGCUGGAGGCGUUUACGUUACUGUGA